This is a messenger RNA of Trichosurus vulpecula (common brushtail), 6151 nucleotides long. RefSeq names its product EMAP like 5 (gene EML5). Gene Ontology annotation, molecular function: microtubule binding. NCBI's taxonomy places the organism in Eukaryota, Metazoa, Chordata, Mammalia, Diprotodontia, Phalangeridae. The record is from RefSeq and is a predicted model, not a curated record. The coding region runs from base 1 to 5895 and encodes 1964 amino acids. The transcript is spliced from 44 exons.
AUGGAUUUGAUCAUGAUGUUUAUGGUUCCAGAAUUGAGAAGAGGGAACCUGUCUACCUGUGGACAAGGUUGUUGUGAAGAGAUGAGAGCUUCUCUGGUCAUUGAGAGCCCUUUGAGAUUCUAUAAGAGAAAAUGGAGUGAGGAAGAAGAGGAGAUCUUUGUAAAUCCCCUUGCAUUGCAUCCUGAGCGAGUUUUGGUAGCAACUGGACAAGUUGGGAAAGAACCAUAUAUCUGUGUUUGGGACUCAUACACGGUGCAAACUAUAUCAGUGCUUAAGGAUAUUCAUACACAUGGUAUAGCUUGCUUAUCAUUCGACUUGGAUGGGCAACGCUUGGUAUCUGUUGGACUGGAUUCAAAAAAUGCAAUCUGUGUUUGGGAUUGGAGAAAAGGAAAAAUGUUAUCCAUGGCUCCUGGGCACACAGACAGAAUAUUUGACAUUUCUUGGGACUUGUAUCAACCAAAUAAACUUGUCAGUUGUGGUGUAAAACAUAUUAAGUUCUGGAGUUUGUGUGGAAACUCUUUGACUCCAAAGCGAGGUGUCUUUGGUAAGGCUGGUGAUCUUCAGACAAUAUUGUGCCUUGCCUGUGCAAGAGAUGAAUUAACAUAUUCCGGCGCACUCAGUGGGGAUGUCUAUGUAUGGAAAGGAGUCAAUCUUAUACGUACAAUACAAGGAGCACAUGCAGCAGGAAUUUUCAGCAUGAAUGCAUGUGAGGAAGGAUUUGCUACUGGGGGCAGAGAUGGUUGUAUUCGCCUCUGGGAUUUAAGUUUUAAACCAAUUACUGUAAUUGAUCUCAGGGAAACAGACCAGGGAUACAAAGGUUUGUCUGUCAGGAGUGUUUGUUGGCGAGGAGAUCAUAUCCUAGUUGGAACACAAGAUAGUGAAAUUUUUGAAAUUGUGGUGCAUGAACGAAAUAAGCCUUUCCUGAUUAUGCAGGGACACUGUGAAGGUGAACUUUGGGCCCUGGCAGUGCACCCAACUAAGCCUCUGGCUAUGACCGGAAGUGAUGAUCGAUCAGUCAGGAUAUGGAGCCUCAUAGAUCAUGCAUUAAUAGCAAGAUGUAAUAUGGAGGAACCAAUUCGUUGUGCAGCUGUCAGCACAGAUGGAAUCCAUCUUGCCCUUGGGAUGAAGGAUGGUUCUUUGACUGUACUUCGAGUAAGAGAUAUGACAGAAGUUGUUCAUAUUAAAGAUAGGAAGGAAGCUAUUCAUGAAUUAAAAUAUUCACCAGAUGGAACUUUCCUUGCUGUUGGAUCAAAUGACAGCUCAGUUGAUAUUUAUGGAGUUGUCCAGCGGUACAAAAAAGUUGGAGAAUGUGUUGGAUCCCUUAGUUUCAUCACUCAUUUGGACUGGUCUUCAGACAGUAGAUAUUUACAGACCAAUGAUGGAAGUGGAAAAAGACUGUUUUAUAGGAUGCCAAGUGGAAAAGAAGUUACAAAUAAAGAAGAAAUGAAAGGUGUUCAAUGGGCUUCGUGGACUUGUGUUUCAGGCCUUGAGGUUAAUGGAAUUUGGCCCAAGUAUUCUGAUAUCAAUGAUAUAAAUUCUGUAGAUGGAAAUUUUAUUGGCCAAGUUUUAGUUACUGCUGAUGACUAUGGAAUUAUAAAACUAUUCCGAUAUCCUUGUUUAAGAAAAGGAGCCAAGUUUAAAAAAUAUAUUGGUCAUUCAGCUCACAUAACCAACGUUAGAUGGUCUCAUGAUUAUCAGUGGGUUAUUUCUAUUGGUGGAGCAGAUCACUCUGUCUUUCAGUGGAAAUUUAUUCCUGAGAGAAAACUAAAGGAUUCCCUUCAUAUAGCACCGCAAGAAAGUCUCGCUGACUCUAAUAGUGAUGAGUCAGAUUCAGACCAAUCUGAUGUCCCAGAACUGGACUCUGAAAUUGAACAAGAGACUCAGAUCACGUAUCGUCGACAGGUUUACAAAGAAGAUCUACCUCAACUUAAAGAGCAGUGCAGAGAGAAACACAAAACUGCCACGUCUAAAAGAAGAGUAGGAGCCCCAGGACAGAGUAUUCGGUUACAUUUUGUGCAUGGUUACAGAGGCUAUGAUUGUCGUAGUAAUCUGUUUUAUACUCAGAUUGGUGAAAUUGUGUACCAUGUUGCAGCUGUGGGUGUAAUUUAUAAUCGACAACAAAAUACACAACGAUUUUAUCUGGGUCAUGAUGAUGACAUUCUCUGUCUGGCAAUUCAUCCUUUGAAAGACUAUGUGGCAACAGGCCAGGUGGGUAGAGAUCCCUCAAUACACAUAUGGGAUACAGAGACCACUAAACCAUUGUCAAUAUUAAAGGGCUAUCAUCAAUAUGGUGUUUGUGCUGUUGACUUCUCAGCGGAUGGCAAACGUUUGGCUUCAGUUGGAAUAGAUGAUAGUCAUACUAUUGUGUUAUGGGACUGGAAGAAAGGGGAGAAACUCUCAGUUACAAGAGGAAAUAAAGAUAAGAUUUUUGUUGUGAAGAUGAACCCAUAUAUGCCUGACAAAUUGAUUACAGCUGGUAUUAAACACAUGAAAUUUUGGCGGAGAGCAGGGGGAGGAUUGAUUGGGAGAAAAGGCUACAUUGGUCCCCUGGGGAGAAGUGACACAAUGAUGUGUGCAGUAUAUGGCUGGACUGAAGAGAUGGCAUUCUCUGGAACUUCAACAGGAGAUGUGUGUAUCUGGAAAGACAUUUUUCUUAUAAAAACUGUCAAAGCACAUGAUGGACCAGUAUUCAGUAUGCAUGCUCUGGAAAAGGGCUUUGUAACUGGAGGAAAGGAUGGAGUAGUGGCUCUCUGGGAUGAUUCCUUUGAAAGGUGCCUCAAAACUUAUGCCAUCAAAAGAGCUUCUUUAGCUCCAGGAUCUAAAGGUCUUCUUUUAGAAGACAAUCCCUCUAUACGUGCCAUAUCAUUGGGACACGGUCAUAUCUUAGUAGGCACAAAAAAUGGAGAAAUAUUGGAGGUAGAUAAAAGUGGGCCAAUUACUCUGCUGGUUCAGGGACACAUGGAAGGAGAUGUGUGGGGUUUAGCUACCCAUCCUCAUUUACCUAUUUGUGCAACUGUAAGUGAUGAUAAGACCUUAAGAAUAUGGGAUCUGUCUCCUAGCCAUUGUAUGUUAGCUGUCCGGAAGCUGAAGAAGGGAGGGAGGUGCUGUUGUUUUUCUCCUGAUGGUAAAGCUUUAGCUGUAGGUCUCAACGAUGGAAGUUUCUUAAUAGUGAAUGCAGACACCUUAGAGGAUCUUGUCUCUUUUCACCACAGAAAGGAUGUUAUCUCAGAUAUUCGCUUUUCACCUGGUUCUGGGAAAUAUCUAGCCGUGGCAUCCUAUGACAGCUUUGUAGAUAUCUAUAAUGUAAUGAGUAGUAAGCGAGUAGGAAUCUGCAAAGGUGCUACCAGUUACAUAACACAUAUUGACUGGGAUUUAAGAGGAAAGCUUUUACAGGUCAAUACUGGUGCUAAAGAACAAUUAUUCUUUGAAGCUCCCCGGGGGAAAAAACAGAUUAUUCCUAGUCUAGAGGUAGAAAAAAUUGGUUGGGCAUCGUGGACAAGUGUGCUUGGCUCUUGUUGUGAGGGAAUUUGGCCAGUAAUUGGAGAAGUCACAGAUGUAACUGCCUCUUGUCUCACAAGUGACAAUGUGGUCCUAGCUACUGGUGAUGAUUUUGGAUUUGUGAAGUUAUUUCGGUACCCUGUUAAAGGAAAAUUUGGAAAGUUUAAGAAAUAUGUAGCCCAUAGUACACAUGUCACAAAUGUUCGCUGGACUUAUGAUGACAGCUUAUUGGUCACAGUAGGAGGUCCAGAUACAUCUCUUAUGGUUUGGACAUAUGAAAUAGAAGGUUAUCGAGAAAAAAGACCAUGUGAUAGUGAGGAAUCUGAUAUAGAGUCUGAGGAAGAUGGAGGAUAUGAUAGUGAUGUUACAAGAGAGAAUGAAAUUACUUACACCAUCAGAGCCUUAUCAACGAAUAUCCGACCAAUGUUUGGAAUCAAGCCUCAUUUACAACAAAAAGAACCUACACUGGAUGAAAGGCAGGGAGUAGUCAGACCACCAGUUAGUAGGGCAUUACCACAGCCUGAAAAACUUCAGACAAAUAAUGUUGGCAAAAAAAAGAGACCUAUCGAGGACCUCGUGUUGGAACUUGUUUUUGGCUAUCGAGGCAGAGAUUGCAGGAACAAUGUUCACUAUUUGAAUGAUGGCAAUGAUAUAAUUUACCACACUGCAUCUGUUGGGAUCUUACACAAUGUGGCAACAGGCUCUCAGAGUUUUUAUCAGGAACAUAAUGAUGAUAUUCUGUGCCUCACUGUAAAUCAGCACCCCAAAUUUAUCAACGUAGUGGCAACUGGCCAAGUAGGAGACUCAGCAGACAUGUCAGCUACCGCUCCUUCUAUACACAUCUGGGAUGCAAUUAACAAGCAGACUUUGUCUAUAUUACGAUGUUAUCAUUCAAAAGGCGUAUGUUCUGUCAGCUUUAGUGCUACUGGCAAAUUGUUGCUUUCUGUGGGUCUGGACCCAGAACAUACCAUUACCAUUUGGAAGUGGCAAGAAGGUGCCAAAAUUGCCAGCAGAGCGGGCCACAGCCAGCGUAUUUUCGUAGCAGAAUUCAGACCAGAUUCAGAUACUCAGUUUGUUUCAGUAGGAGUAAAACAUGUCAGGUUCUGGACCUUAGCUGGAAGAGCUCUUCUUAGUAAGAAAGGACUGCUGAGUACAAUAGAAGAUGCCCGGAUGCAGACGAUGCUAGCUGUAGCUUUUGGAGCAAAUAACUUGACAUUUACAGGUACCAUCAGUGGAGAUGUAUGUGUGUGGAAAGACCAUGUUCUGUGUCGUGUUGUGGCCAAAGCUCAUAAUGGACCUGUCUUUGCGAUGUAUACAACCCUUAGAGAUGGGCUUAUAGUCACAGGUGGCAAAGAAAGACCGUCAAAAGAAGGAGGAGCAGUUAAGCUUUGGGACCAGGAGCUGAGGCGAUGCCGUGCCUUCAGACUAGAGACGGGACAAAUUACAGAUUGCGUUCGCUCAGUGUGCAGAGGCAAAGGAAAGAUACUAGUUGGGACUAAGAAUGCUGAAAUAAUUGAAGUAGGAGAGAAAAAUGCAGUGUGUAACAUUUUAGUUAAUGGUCAUAUGGAUGGGCCGAUCUGGGGACUUGCAACACAUCCUUCAAGAGAUUUUUUCCUUUCUGCUGCAGAAGAUGGCACAGUAAGACUCUGGGAUAUUGCUGAUAAAAAGAUGCUAAAUAAAGUCAAUUUGGGUCACGCUGCCCGUACUGUGUGCUACAGCCCUGAAGGGGACAUGGUAGCUAUUGGCAUGAAAAAUGGAGAAUUUAUCAUUUUACUGGUGACUUCUCUAAAAAUAUGGGGAAAGAAAAGAGAUAGGAGAUGUGCCGUCCAAGACAUCAGGUUUAGUCCAGACUCCAGAUACUUAGCUGUGGGUUCUAGUGAGAAUGCGGUGGAUUUUUACGACCUAACAUUGGGCCCUACCCUUAACAGAAUCAGCUACUGCAAAGACAUCCCAAGCUUUGUUAUUCAAAUGGACUUUUCUGCAGACAGCUGUUAUCUUCAGGUCUCCACUGGUUCAUACAAACGGCAUGUCUAUGAAGUGCCUUCAGGAAAACAGAUGAUGGACCAGGCUGCCGUUGACAGAAUAACUUGGGCUACGUGGACUAGCAUUCUAGGAGAUGAAGUAGUUGGAAUAUGGUCAAGACAUACUGAGAAAGCUGAUGUCAAUUGUGCCUGUGUGUCUCAUUCAGGAAUCAGCCUCGUUACUGGAGAUGACUUUGGCAUGGUCAAGCUAUUUGACUUUCCAUGUCCAGAAAAAUUUGCAAAACACAAAAGGUUCUUAGGUCACUCUGCACAUUUGACCAAUAUUCGGUUUACAAGUAGCGAUCGAUACGUUGUUAGUGCUGGAGGAGAUGACUGCAGCUUAUUUGUCUGGAAAUGCAUACAUAUGCCACACUGAAGGAGACUGGAAGAAUACAAUAAGAAAAGCCUUGGCAUGAUCAAGAAAUGGUGCUAACCCCAAGAGAAACCAAAAUUGGGGAAAUGCCUAGAAUCUUAACAGAAAGAUAAUCAACUCACUAUAUCUGCUGUAGUACUUAAAUCAUAUUGGUAAUCUGUUCACUGCCAGAUCAAAAUAAUAUUCAGAUAAACCACAGAGUUGAAUGUGGACUUCACACAAGAGCAAGGAUUUUAUUUUAAGCAAAAGUUAUUAUUUC